AUGAGAGUAGGACUUCUGCGUCUUUCCGCAAUCUGGGUGUGUGUAACACUGUACUGCCAGGAAGGACAUGGACUCAGGAACAGAGUUUACUUGGAAGCUGAUAAGAACUGUGGACAAGUUAAAACACUAGAGGUCGGGGAACAUUUUAUCGUGGGCAGCAAACAUGGUGGUCAGGAGAUCCUCAAGGAAAACUGUGACAUUACAUUCAAACUGGCUAAUCAGAAGAGCAAGGACAGAAUUUGCAUAGAAUUUGAACAGCUGGACUUCAAAGGAAACUGUUACGCGUCCCUGUCUGUCAUUGACGUGAUUGAAGAUGCUGCGGUUGACGACGACGUUGACGGCAGCGUGUAUUCCGUGGCCAGGGAGGAGAAGCAGGUGGGUCUGUUCUCGUGUAUGCGGGAACCGCCUCUGGAAAUGUGUUCGAGCGGCCAGACGUUGAAAAUUCACCUGGAUCGUGGCUAUCACAUGCUUGAUAGAGAACUUGUUGUCUUCCUUCUUGAGAUUUACACAAAGAAUCCAGAUGCUCGUCCGACGGACAGCCCUUUCGAGGAGGCGAACACGUUCUGGUUCUUUGGCGACGAGCCGGCCCCGGUUCUCCUUCUCGUCAUCAUCGCGCUGUGUCUCGUCAUCACCAUCACCGCCACCGUCAUCGUCAUCUGCAUGCGGCUCAAGUCGCGUACCACGCGGACGCAGGUUCCCAUCCAGCCAGAGUACACUCGCGCAAACGGUGAUUUAUAA
Gigantopelta aegis is the source of this 738-nucleotide messenger RNA. RefSeq lists its product as uncharacterized. The record is from RefSeq and is a predicted model, not a curated record. Lineage: Eukaryota; Metazoa; Mollusca; Gastropoda; Neomphalida; Peltospiridae. The coding region runs from base 1 to 738 and encodes 245 amino acids. The transcript is spliced from 3 exons.